UGCCUUUACUGUCACAGUGCUACACUCGGCUUCAGUCAGCUGACUUAACCAAAUGAAUCGAGCUGCUGUUACUGCAAAAGGAAACAUCAAAUUCGUUCGUACUCAGCCGCCACCAUGAGGAAGAACAAAUGCAAAGCGAACACCGCUGCAGAGAAGGAGUUUGUGUUUGAGUUCAAGGCAGGGAAACACAACUGUGUCCUCAAAGUGCCUCUGCGGUUUCCCGUCCAAGAGAACAUCAGUGACCUUCAUGGACGCCUGAUGCUGCUACAUAAAAUACCCUGCUACAUUGAAAAUGAGCUAAAAACCUUGCUUUCCAACUUCAUCGAGAAGGAGACCAUCCUGGAUUAUGACAGGGAGGCAGAGCUGGCGCUGCAAAGACUCACAACAGGAGAAGUAGACGUAAACCAGCUCACCAACACGUGGGCCAGGUCUUAUGCAGAGACUACCCUGGAACAUGCUCGGCCCGAAGAGCCCAGCUGGGAUGAAGACUUUGCCGAAGUUUACCAUGAGCUGAUCCACUCCCCUGCCUCAGAUACUCUUCUCAAUCUGGAGCACAACUACUUUGUUAGCAUCUCCGAGCUCAUCAGUGAGAGAGACAUGGAGAUUAAGAAGCUGCAGGAGAGGCAGGCUGCUGAAAUGGACAAAGUGAUGCAUGAGCUUGGGAAUACUCUGAGUGACCAGGAUGUAAAUGCAGUUGCCUCACAACACUUUGAUGCACAGCAGGUGUUGGAGAACAAGUGGGCCAGUGAGCUGAAGCAAGUUACUGGCAUUCAAAAGCAGGAGUAUCAGGAGUGGGUCGUCAAACUGCACCAGGACCUGCAGAAAUCCACCAACAGCAGCAAAAUUAAUGAGGAGAUUAAGGUGCAGCCCAGCCAGCUGUCAGAGCUCACAGAUUCUGGAGCCAGGAUGUUUGAGGAGCAGCCUCAGCUGGAGGAGAGCUUCACCAUCCACUUAGGAGCACAGCUAAAGACGAUGCACAACCUGCGGCUGGUCCGGGCAGACGUGCUGGACUUUUGUAAGCACCGGCGGCACGGCAGCAGUGGAGCCAAGCUCAGGCGGCUACAGACGGCCCUUUCACUCUACUCCUCCUCACUCUGUGGUUUGGUUUUAUUGGUCGACAACAGGGUCAACUCCUACAGUGGCAUCAAGAGAGACUUUGCCACUGUGGCCAAGGAGUGUACAGAUUUCCACUUUCCCUGCCUGGAGGAGCAGCUGCAGGAGGUGCAGCAGGUGGUGCUCUGUGCCAGAGCACAGAGGAGCAGCAAGCAGAAAGAACAACCUGAGAUUCCAAGGAAUGGAGGUGACGAUAAGAGCAAAAAUGUUGAAAGAAACCCAUCUAACAUCUUACCAGGUGAGUUUUACAUCUCGCGGCACUCCAACCUGUCAGAGGUCCAUGUUGUAUUCCACCUAUGCGUGGAUGACAAUGUGCGUUCAGGGAACAUCACGGCCCGGGACCCCGCCAUCAUGGGCUUGAGAAACAUCCUGAAGGUCUGCUGUACACAUGACGUCACCACCGUCACCGUACCUCUUCUGCUCGUCCACGACAUGUCAGAGGAGAUGACCAUACCGUGGUGUCUGAAGAGAGCCGAGCUGGUUUUCAAAUGUGUCAAAGGCUUCAUGAUGGAGAUGGCCUCAUGGGAUGGAGGUAUAUCACGCACAGUCCAGUUUCUUGUGCCAAAGAGCAUCUCAGAGGAGAUGUUUUACCAGUUGAGCAACAUGCUGCCUCAGAUCUUCCGUGUCUCCUCCACCCUAACUCUCACCUCAAAGCACUGAUGAUUUGAGCCGCACCACAUUGCACUCUCAAGGCAUUCGGACUGAAAGACACACAUUUGUUUUUACAGCUGUGACAUGCUCUAUUUUCUUUAUUUCUUUUUUUUCUAUUUGUUCUUUCAGGACCUGUAGAGAGUGUAAUUUUGAUGAGUUAACACACAAACCCUAUUCAUUUCAUCAGGGUCAACAUAAUAUGAUGAUACUUACAAAUGAGGUGCAAAGGUAUUUUAAAUGAAAAGAGACAUUUUUAUUCAUUUUGUAAGCCUUGUUUUUUUUUGUUUUUUUUUUGCACCUUCCAAAGCACCUCAUGCUGUAAAUGCUUCUUGCUGGAAGAGGACUGGAUUCAGUGGCUCACCAGAGCAGCUGCUGAAAUGAUCUUUUCAGGCCUCCAGGGUGCGGCUCUGGUGGCAGAGUUUUAUGACAUCAGCCACCAGUGCUGCGAAUAUUCCAGUUCCAGAAGAAUCUUGUGUUGGUGAAGUUGCUUUAACCCGCUGGUACGGAGUGAAAAUGCCUUCAGUCCGAGCAUGUAAAGUGAAUGUGAAAACACGGCAUUGUUUACUGAGGUGAUGAAGAUGGGUGGAACCUGCACUGGCAGUUGUGAUUCAACAAGCCUUUUUAACAUUUCUCAAUUGCAGUUAGCAGCCACGAUAAAUGUGAAUGUUGUAGUGUUUUCACUGCAUACAUAAUAACAGCAUGUUGAUGACAAAACAACAUGAGAGAUCUCAGUGUUAAAUUUUUGUUUUGAUGUAUAGUACAGAGAUCCCUGCCAACAUCACGUUUCGUCUGCUGAAUGUUCUCAAAUUAGUGCUGGUGUGUAAUCGCACCGUUCAGCCGUCAUAUGAGAUUUAGCAUUCUGUAACAAAGUGUCAUUGGCUUUAUAUCUGAGGGCUAUUUGUCCAGAGAAAAGUGACAUAAACUUGAUUUCUAUAGUCCUGAAGAUAAAUGGAGUUGCUGCUGAGGUGAACAACAUGCAGAUGUUUUUAUGCUGCAUUGCAGUGAGUUGUAGUGGGGAUCGCUCUUCAUCUGAGUAUGUGCGAGCCUGUGUGUGGUCCCUCCCCUCUACCUCUGUAACACCAGAUGGCACUGUUCUUAAAGACAAAGAUGUAAAAAGGAAAUGACCACGCACAACUCUGCUCUUAUUAAAAGAGAUAAAGUUUAAAUGAGCGUCUGCUGCUCGUUGAAAUCUGUCUUGAACUUCUCGCCCACAUGCAUCGUGAGCGAGGGGGAGCUGCUCCUCGGGAGUAAAUAUUUGACAGAUAUGUUAUAUGAUCUGUAUGCUACUUAUAUAUGUUUACAUUUUUAUGUUAUAAUUAAAAAAUAACACAUGUA
Messenger RNA from Scatophagus argus, 3099 nucleotides. RefSeq names its product chromosome 7 C12orf4 homolog (gene ferry3). Lineage: Eukaryota; Metazoa; Chordata; Actinopteri; Scatophagidae. Gene Ontology annotation, cellular component: cytoplasm. The coding region runs from base 115 to 1773 and encodes 552 amino acids. The transcript has 14 exons. The record is from RefSeq and is a predicted model, not a curated record. Gene Ontology annotation, biological process: regulation of mast cell degranulation.